Vicia villosa (hairy vetch) is the source of this 2079-nucleotide messenger RNA. RefSeq names its product small RNA-binding protein 11, chloroplastic-like. Gene Ontology annotation, molecular function: RNA binding. Lineage: Eukaryota; Viridiplantae; Streptophyta; Magnoliopsida; Fabales; Fabaceae. The transcript is spliced from 4 exons. The record is from RefSeq and is a predicted model, not a curated record. Bases 266 to 670 code for a protein of 134 amino acids.
AUGCAUCUGACAAAGCCUUAGAUGUGGAAGAUCCAAAUCCCACAGUGACGAAGUUGUAGCAGCAGCACCACCUUCUACCUCCACAAAACCACCGGCGCAACAUCUCUCCAACGGCGCAGACACUCACGACAACUCCGACCACCACGCAACAUCUCCCCAACAAACCGCCGCUUCUCAGGCCAGUUUUUCUGUUACUGGUGGCGAGUUAGUUCUCCUUCGUUAAACCCUAAAACUGAAAUGUGAAAACUGCAGUUACCAAUUUCACAUGGCAGCGGCGCGAGAAUUUUCCGCAGCGCUGUUCUCUUGCUCAAAGCACCGCACUUCCCUUUUUCAGCGUCUCUUCCUUCGUACAAAGAGUUCCAAGAUUUUUGUCAAAGGUUUAGCAUUUUCUACUACAGAAGAGAAAUUAGCUGAAGCUUUUUCUCAAUACGGAAAUGUUCUCAAAGCUGAUAUAGUAUUGAAUAAAGCCAAGAAUAGAUCCAAAGGUUUUGGAUAUGUGACUUUUUCAGAGGAGGAAGAAGCCCGUAAAGCACAGAUUGACAUGAAUGGAAAGAUAUUACACGGACGUGUCUUAUAUGUAGACAUGGAUUCGCCUGACGAGCAAAAGAAAACUUACAAGCGCGCAACUAAAAAUGCAAAUGCUAAUAAUGGUGAUCUGCAUAUGGAUUGAAGUAGACAAAAAGACUUACAAGGUAAGACAGCACCUAACCCAAGGAGGGAAGGAGUCGCAUCUCCUCCGAGCGCUUCUGGUUGAUAAUGGUAUUGUAAAGGUUACAUAUUUUGAUCCGCCAAUUAAUAUCUAAACGAUACACGAUUGGCCAAUCAAUAACAAAUACUUUUGCUCAAUGUCUCGUUAUUAUCUAUAUAUCUCAUUUAUAUUUUUGGAUUUCAGAAUCAUUUUCCGAAUCAAAUGUAUUACAUCCAAGACAGAGUAUUCAAAAUUGAUUUUAGCUAAGAGUAGUUCUAGUUUCUGCUUGAUCUGUUGGAGUUCUCUGUUAUGCAUAAGUGAGAAACCAGACCUUAUAAUUCAAAGAAAGAUAGCAUAGCAGUAGUAGAGGUGUUUAGUCUUGAGCUUUUUUUUUGUUUCUUUUGUUUUUUUGUCUGUAGACGAAGUGGUAAUAACCGCUAGAACUCUUACACGCAACCGUGAGUACCAAGAUUUGAACUCUGGUGAUGGCGAUCAAUCUAUAAUAAUGUUGACUUCUGAUAGUUGAGCUAGGAUAUAUGAACAUUCUUUAAGUUUUUUUUUGCGCUAGUAAAAUGAAUCCCACUCCCCUAGUCAAAAAAUAAUGCAAUCAAUAGAUUGAGGUUAUUAGAUAAAGAUCAUGCAACUCGCAAUUUGCCUCUACUAAUCAAAUUCAAAACACGCACUCAAAUCAAAAUAUGAGUUGCUUGAUUUUUUUAUCUGACAAUUUUGAUUUGCUGCCUGCUAAACUUUUUUAUUCUGACAAAUAUGGAAUAUUUCCCUAGCAAGUGGAGUAGUUAUGCCACUUUAGAUUGGGGAUAGCAAUGUGCAAGUGCUUUAAUGAUUGAUAUGAUAAGAAAAAGGUCAGGAGCUUGUUUGUCUAUUUCUAAAAAGUCUACACUGCAAACAUAGUUUGGAUACAGCCAAGCCUUACACAACCUAGGUUCGUUCUUACCCUAGCUUGAAAACUUUUUGAGAGACUGCAGUUAACCAUAAUUGAUCUGGGGAAGUAAGAUCUAGGUUUGCUCCAUUUUUACUCAAUUGUUUUUACUAAAAAUAUGUAACUGCAUUUUCCAAUCAAAAUGGUAUUACUAUUGAAUUUACAUUGUAUAUGGUCCCCUAAACAUAUUUGAAACAUAUUGCCCCAUUCCUUUUGGACCAUCACAAGAGGCAAAAAUAGAAAUUAUUUAAUUUAAACAAUUAUGUAAUGUUACUAUGAAAGUAUGAUAGAACUUGUUUGAUUGAUCAAUGUGUAUAAACAUUUGUUCAAACAUCUUCCUAUCUUCCUAAAAAAUACAUUUUUUUAACAUGUAUAUACAUUUUUAUCUGUUAAUGCAUACAUCAAAUAAGGGUGUGUACAGAAUUAAUUAUAGUAAAUUGAGUAUGGUAGAAUU